Molecule: messenger RNA, 1805 nt
Organism: Cucumis sativus (cucumber)
Lineage: Eukaryota; Viridiplantae; Streptophyta; Magnoliopsida; Cucurbitales; Cucurbitaceae
Exons: 10
Coding region: 362-1546 (394 amino acids)
Source: RefSeq, a predicted model, not a curated record
AAUAUUAAAAAUUUAGUUCUCCAAAAUUUCUCCCUCCUUCGACAAUCGCAUCUCUGUUCCCGGUCUCACCAUCUGAUUUCUCGGCUUCCUCUCGAUCGUCGUCUUCAUCUCUCUUGGUUCUUCUCAAUCGUUGUCUCCACCUCUCUCGGUUUCCUCUCAAUCUUCGCCGGUUUCGUUCCAGACUCUCUCCCGGCCUUGCUAUUUAGGGAUUGUGACAUCUAGAGAUCCCAAAGCUCUUGAAAUUGCCUUGCUAUUAUCGAAUGUUUGAAAAUACAUGUAAGGAAUAGAGAGGACACCUACAGAAAAAAAAUGAUUUGGGAAGUUAGAAGUCCAUAGAAGGUUUUGGUUGUAAUUUCAAAAUAUGGGGGAUUCCAUGGGUUCUACUGAAGCUGGUAAACUUCAGGAGAAGUUAGCAUCCAUGCUUGACCAGCUCUAUUUAGAGAGUGGCAUUCUACAAAAAAUGAUUUAUAAGAACAAGAACCAGCACCGUCGGAGUUCCUAUUUUCGAUAUCUUCUGCAGGUGAGGAGAGAUUUAAGACUUCUACAGGCUGUCAAGUUGGAGGAGUUGUUAAGUUCCUGCUUUCAAGUUAUUGACGGAAAGAAACCUAAGCAAAAGAUUCAUUUUUUAGAAAGUUUAAAACGGAGGAAAUGUGAAGUUGGGAAAUAUAAUUUCAUGGAACGACUUCUGGGGGCUGUGCGCCUUCUGUCACAGAUGGUGGAGCCAAUUUUUAAGGCAGCAACUGAGAUAUCUAUCUUGCUUGCUCGAACAUUUUUCCCAGGGUUUUGCUUUGUAAUUUUGGCAUUACUGGCUCGUAUUCGAGUGUUAGUUCAACAAAUAUUGCUCGAUGUUGUUUCAGUAUUCAACACGGUUUCGUCUAUCUCCAAAAAGAAGCAAGUAGUUGCAAUAAACCAGGAAAGAAUUCAGGUCUUUAGAGAGUUUUACCCAACGAAUGAUGAAUAUGUCCUCUUAGAGUGUAUUUGGGAAGUAGACAAAUUUAUUUUGAAAGAGAAAAAAAAUGAAAUUGCAACUAAGAAUCAAGAAGAACAUAUUGCACCUGAUUUUUCUUUAGCCACUUCAGCUAUGCGGUAUCAGAAACUUCGAUCUUUUCUUGGAGACGAUGAAUCAGAGGAGGCAGAAGACCAUGAAUCAGAGGAGGCAGAUGCAAAUGAAAGUAAUGAGAAAGGUCUUGAUCUAAUGAAAACGACUCCGAAUGGUUUGCUAGCAAGCCCAUCGGGAAGUGUGAAUGAUAUAUCUAUGGAAGAUAAUACAGAAACAAAAGACGGUUUGAUCAGUCCGGUAAAGACCACGAGCAAGACCUUCUUGCCCCAAGAAGGUAAUUCUCUCGUAAAUUCAAGCCCCCCCAUGCCCAGUGCGAAAAAACCGAACUCGAAGAGGCCAGCAUUUGUUUCUGUAGAACUUCCCAAACCGAUUACAUCUGGUGGAGUUGGAAUUCAAUUCAAUGAAAGUAAAGUUGAUAGUGUGGAAAAGGAGAAUCCAUUUUUCACUUUGCUCACUGGCGGGAAAGCCAAAAGCAGUUUAUUUUAAGCAGUAGAGAGAACUUUAGCAAGGAGUUAUGUUCUUUAAAAUUGCACAUCUGCCAUUGCUUAUGGAAAAAUCAUCCAUUAGCGUUUACUGAUAAAUUUUGAGAUCAGUGCUGUAAAAUUUUGUAUGGUUAUAGUUAGAUAGCUAAAAACAAGUUUGAACCUUUGAGUUCAAACCAAUUUUGUUGCUUCAUUUAAGCUCUCGACUUGUCUAUGAGUUAUUAACUAAUAAAAACUAGAGCAGAGCGGAUCAUUUUCGAACA